AUGGCUUUGAAAGUAGUUUUGUUGGUGGUCCUCGUCGCCGUGUCCAUAAACGCUCACGAGUUUUUAAAAGCAAGACAAAAUCCAGUGAAAAUAGCCUCUCGUAGUAACGUCGGCGAUCGAUGUGGCCUUAAUUGCAUAACUUCAAGUCCAGAUUCGGACGGUACCACGGAAUCGGUUAGUGGAACAAAUCCAAAAGGAACUUCUCCUUCACCGGGAGAAGGAAGUUCUGAUUCUCCGGGACAAGGAAGUUCUGCUUCUCCGGGAGAAGGAAGUUCUGAUUCUCCGGGACAAGGAAGUUCUGCUUCCCCGGGAGAAGGAAGUUCUGCUUCCCCGGGAGAAGGAAGUUCUGAUUCUCCGGGACAAGGAAGUUCUGAUUCUCCGGGACAAGGAAGUUCUGAUUCUCCGGGACAAGGAAGUUCUGAUUCUCCGGGACAAGGAAGUUCUGCUUCUCCAGGAGAAGGAAGUUCUGAUUCUCCGGGAGAAGGAAGUUCUGAUUCUCCGGGACAAGGAAGUUCUGCUUCUCCGGGACAAGGAAGUUCUGAUUCUCCGGGAGAAGGAAGUUCUGAUUCUCCGGGACAAGGAAGUUCUGCUUCUCCGGGAGAAGGAAGUUCUGAUUCUCCGGGACAAGGAAGUUCUACUUCUCCAGGAAAAGAAACUCCUACCCCUAUACCCGACGGUUCUUCUACUUCUUGCGAUUCUGAAACCUCCACCGGUGCAUCAACCGAUUCCUCAAACAACUCUAAUUCGGGAUCAUCCAACGGCGAAUCAAGCGAAACCACCACAGAAGGAACUUCAGGAUCAGAUGGAUCGCAUGAGAUCAUCACCGCAGGUGACAAGACCUGUCACUGCAUAUGCUCUAAAACCGAAAAAAAAACCAACGAGAAGCAUCUCAAAGGCUUCGCCAAACAUCUGUACCACCAAGGCAAAGAGUUCGCUCACCACGACAGGCACCACUCUAACGCAAAAUCCAACCACCAUCCAAAUGCCAAACAGCACGGACACUCCAAACAUUUGCAUCAGGCUGACAAACACCACGAACAUACAAAACACCUUCACGAGAAGACCCACGGACACGACAAGGCCCACCAUGGACACGAGAAGGACCACCACGGCCACGACAAGGCCCACCACGGACACGACAAGGCCCACCACGGCCACGACAAGACCCACCACGGACACGAUAAAGCCCACCAUCUUGAUGCUAAAUCCUACCAUGAAGGCGUGAAACACUUCCAUGGCGAACACGAAAAGCACCACGAACAUGCCAGGCAUCAUGGCGGACAGGAAAAACAGCACCACCUCCAUGAAAAGCACCAUGUGCAUGGAGGUGAAAAGCACCACGAACACGAAAAGAAGCAUUGAUCGGGCAAUAAAUUGUACACUGUAAAAUUCUGGUUGAGGGGAAAUAAAAAAUGGAAUA
Zophobas morio is the source of this 1420-nucleotide messenger RNA. Its product is annotated as hornerin-like. The coding region runs from base 1 to 1362 and encodes 453 amino acids. NCBI's taxonomy places the organism in Eukaryota, Metazoa, Arthropoda, Insecta, Coleoptera, Tenebrionidae. The transcript is spliced from 3 exons. The record is from RefSeq and is a predicted model, not a curated record.